This is a messenger RNA of Thelazia callipaeda (thelaziosis nematode), 2790 nucleotides long. NCBI's taxonomy places the organism in Eukaryota, Metazoa, Nematoda, Chromadorea, Rhabditida, Thelaziidae. The record is from the annotation of a GenBank genome assembly.
GCUAUGGGUUCCCACGAUAAGCGUAGUUCUCAUGGUACCAAGAGUAAAACUAAAUCCAAAAAGCAUCAUUCAAGUGAUAAAGAAAAAAGCCGUCGUGACCGUAGUCGUUCACCUCAUGACAAACAGGCGAAAGAUUCCAAAAAAUCAUCAAAGAAAAAGAAUCGAAGUCGAUCUCAAGACCGUGACAGCAGAAAUGAAAAAAACAAAGAAAAAGGCUUGGAUCUUGGCGAAAUAGUUGCUAUGACUGACAAGAGUGAGGUUGAAAGGAAACUUGAAAUCGAAAUGCAAAAGCGUCGAGAAAGAAUCGAGAAGUGGCGUCAACAACGUAAGAAAGGAGAGAAGAUGGAAAAUGAGGAGACCACAACAGAUACAGAGACAAAACAAGAAAAAAAAUGGACGCUGGACAAUGAAGAAGAAGAUGAAGACAGCACUCAACAAGAGGAAGAUAUGCAACAAAUGGAAAAAAAAGAAACAACAGAUGACGAUGAGAUCGAUCCUCUUGAUGCAUUUAUGUCUGAAGUCAAUAAAGAAGUCCGAUUUGCUAAAUAUGGGACAAAUCAGGGGAGUGAAGGAAAAGCUCGCAUAGUUGUCAUCAAAUCAAAUACAUAUUCAGAAUCAAAGAAGGGCGAAAUCGUUGAAGAUGACGAUGAAAUUGAGGUUUAUUACCGGCCCUUCCGUAAAAACUUUUACGUGGAAACUGCUGAACUGGCAAAGAUGACUAAACAAGAAGUGGAUGAUUAUCGAGAGGAUCUUGAUAUUCGUGUGAGGGGUAAAAAUUGCCCCAAACCUGUCCGAUCAUGGGCACAGUGUGGAGUUGAAUGGAAAAUUCUGAACACGUUGAAAAAGCUCAAAUAUACAAAGCCCACACCCAUUCAGUCGCAAGCAAUUCCAGCAAUAAUGUGUGGUCGAGAUGUGAUUGGUAUUGCUAAAACUGGUAGUGGUAAAACACUUGCAUUCUUGUUGCCUAUGUUUAGGCAUAUACUAGAUCAACCGGAGCUGGAGGAGAUGGAUGGCCCAAUUGGCACGCUUUUAGCUGUGAUAAUGUCUCCGACUAGAGAACUUGCGAUGCAAACGUGGAAAGAAGCAAAUAAGUUCGCCAAACAGUUUGAUAUUCGUGUUGCAUGUGUUUAUGGUGGAGUUGGAAUAUCUGAUCAAAUUGGAGAUUUAAAACGAGGAGCGGAGGUUAUUGUUUGUACUGUUGGACGUCUUACGGACAUGCUUGCUGCAAAUAAAGGAAAAGUUACAAACUUGCGACGUGUGACGUAUCUUGUAUUGGACGAAGCAGACAGGAUGUUCGAUAUGGGAUUUGAACCGCAGGUGAUGAAAAUUGUCAACAAUAUAAGGCCAGAUAGACAAACUAUUUUGUUCUCUGCAACCUUUCCACGGCAAAUGGAAGCACUUGCUAGAAAGAUUCUGGACAGACCAAUUGAAGUCAUGGUGGGAGGUAAGAGUGUCGUUUGUGAUGACGUUAAUCAAAACGUUGUCAUUUUGGAAGAGCAUCAGAAGAUGCUAAAGUUAUUAGAAUUACUUGGUGUUUACUGGGAAAGUGGCAAUGUGUUGGUAUUUGUUGACAAACAAGAAAAAGCAGACGACUUGGUUGCUCAACUAAUGCGUAGCGGCUACAACUGUGCUCCACUGCAUGGCGGCAUUGAUCAGUUUGAUCGUGAUUCAACUGUUAUCGACUAUAAAGCUAGCAAGAUUAAAUUACUGGUAGCAACAUCAGUCGCUGCCCGAGGACUAGAUGUCAAAAAACUGAUUCUUGUCGUCAAUUAUGAUUGUCCAAAUCAUUAUGAAGAUUAUGUGCAUCGAGUAGGUAGGACAGGAAGAGCAGGCAACAAAGGAUAUGCUUAUACUUUCAUCUUACCAAGCGGACAAGAGCGUAUGGCGGGUGAAGUUUGUCGCGCCUUUGAAACAGCUGGAAAGGAACCGCCAGAGCAGUUGAAAAAAAUGUGGGAAGAUUACAAGGCACAGAUGGCAGCUGAAGGGAAGACUGUUCAUAUUGGAGGUUGCGGAUUUUCUGGAAGUGGUUAUAAGUAUGAUCAGGCAGAAGAUGAGAAAGAAGCAACAAGGCGCAAAGUUACACGUUUAAUGCAUGGCAUGGAGAAUGCAGUUGAUGAUGAUGAUGAUGAUGAAAUUGAACAGCAGCUCAGCAGUAUGAUCAAGGGUAAAAGAAGAAUUGUGGAAGGACAUUCAAUUAUAGGCUUUGGCUCCAGUUCAGGAAUAGCUGGUGAUAAAUUGGAGAAAGCUCGAGCAAUGGCAGCAAAAAUUGCAGAGGCGAAGCAGUUAGGUGUCACCAUACCGGUAGAAAAAGAUGCGACUUCUUUAACUGCUGAAGCUGUAAUGCGUGGUAAUGAUGCAUUACCGAUUGCAUUAUCGGCGAAGUCUAUAGCAAAACAGAAAGCUGAACAGUUAAAUGAACGUCUGAAUUAUAUUCCAUCUGAAUUAAUACCAGGAGUAGAAACGGAAGCAGAAUUACAGUACUUCGAGGAAGAAAUUGAAAUUAAUGAUUUUCCACAACAGAUUCGUUAUAAAAUAUGUUCCAGAGAUAGUUUAGCUCAGGUGCAAGAGUAUGCGGAUGUUGGUAUUUCAGUGAAAGGAUCGUAUUAUCCAGGCAAUAAAGAACCUAAAGAUGGCGAGAGGAAACUUUUUCUGUUCUUAGAAGCUCGGUCUGAGCUUGCUUUACGCCGUGCACGUGAGGAGAUUUUAAGAAUAAUGAAAGAUACAGUACGACAAAUGGCACAAACAGGUGUACGAAAUACGUCUGCAGCAGGAAGAUAUAAGGUUUUUUGA